AUGUUGAAGAUAAACGCGCCUAAAAACUUCGAAUUUGCUAAGCCACAACUGUGGCCUGAAUGGAAACAGCGCUUUCAGCGUUAUAGAAUAGCGACGAAGUUAAAAAAAAAAGACGAUAAAAUUCAAGUCAGCACGCUUAUAUACUCGAUGGGAAAGCAAGCAGAACACGUCCAUAAAACCUUUAGACUUGAGAAAGGCGAAGAAGAAGAAUAUCAGACAGUUCUAGCACAAUUUGAUGCCUAUUUUGUCCCGAAACGAAAUGUAAUUCACGAGCGAGCCCGGUUUUAUCAACGCCGACAGCAUGCAGGAGAUACUGUUGAAGCGUUCAUCCGAAGCCUGUAUGAAUUGGCAGAGAACUGUGAUUUUGCCGAUGCACGAGACGAACAAGUUCGAGAUCCGGGAUAG
Paramuricea clavata is the source of this 405-nucleotide messenger RNA. The record is from the annotation of a GenBank genome assembly. Lineage: Eukaryota; Metazoa; Cnidaria; Anthozoa; Malacalcyonacea; Plexauridae.